This is a messenger RNA of Haliotis rubra (blacklip abalone), 846 nucleotides long. Its product is annotated as acid-sensing ion channel 1-like. The record is from RefSeq and is a predicted model, not a curated record. Gene Ontology annotation, molecular function: ligand-gated sodium channel activity. The coding region runs from base 1 to 846 and encodes 281 amino acids. Gene Ontology annotation, biological process: sodium ion transmembrane transport. Lineage: Eukaryota; Metazoa; Mollusca; Gastropoda; Lepetellida; Haliotidae. The transcript has 4 exons. Gene Ontology annotation, cellular component: membrane.
AUGACUGGAGUGAGUUUGAUUUCGCUGACUAAUCUUUACAAGAAGUACUACAGCUACAGCUUCAUCACCAAGAUUACAAGAGAACGCAAACAAAAGAUCAGGUUUCCUGCUAUCACUAUAUGCACUUUGAGCAAGUUUGACAUAAGCAAACAGAACCUAACUAACGCAGAGCUAGCCUAUCUUCAAAGCUCUGGGUACCUUGCACAAAUUUCACCGCGAGUUGACUGGGACGGCCAGGAAGGGAGAGAGCUCGAUAAACUGGAUAAUGUCAAGUUCUGGGCUGCUGGGGCAUAUAAAAAAGAGGAUAUUUUCAAAGUCAUAUUCUUCAAACAUAACCGAAUCCUCCAGGAAAGCCUGAACUAUAGUCAGAAGCAAGAUCAUCGCUGCUUCACCUUUAACGCUAACGCUGACAUCAAUGCUCUUGAGUCUGAAAAAACCAAAUUGACAAUGUCUAUUGACAUCAUGCAGGAUACCUAUCUGGAAGGAGCUGCAUACGAGGCAGGGAUACAGGUAUAUAUCGAUGAACCAGAAACAGCACCGAGCUACAGUGAUCAUUCAUUGAUUGGCGUAUCAGUCGGGACGUCGACGCGCUUAGGGCUAACAAAGAAGAUGAUGAAAUACCUUCCAGACCCCUAUAAUACCCACGGGACGGAUUGUAUAGACACUACAGCCUCGGACUUUGUCAACCCUCUGGAGUGGUUCAAGGUGUACAGCUUUGACGGGUGUCUUCUGGAGUGCUCAAAUAAGGUUGCCAUGGAUGCCUGUAACUGCACCGCCGGAUGGGAACCACACAAGAGUCAGUCUGCGGCACUGCUCAGUGAAGGAAGUGAAAAUAUAUUACCGUAA